Molecule: messenger RNA, 345 nt
Organism: Chironomus riparius
Lineage: Eukaryota; Metazoa; Arthropoda; Insecta; Diptera; Chironomidae
Source: the annotation of a GenBank genome assembly
AUGAACGAUUCUGCUGUCUUGUUUCUGGCAAUUUUUCAGCUCUUAUUUCUUGCAUGUUGCUUCUAUUUGUGUAUCAAGAGCUGUGCUAUUAUUAAUUGCUUGAAUGGAUUUUGCAAUUUCUUUGGAAAGUAUGAUAAAGAGGAGGAAACUCAAGGACAUUCAGGACAAAGUGCUGUAAAUCAUUCAUAUUUUAUGCCAACCAUAGAACAUCCAACGCUUCCUUUAGAAUGUAAAAUGGAAAAUUGUAAUUCACAUCCAUGUCAUCAUAAUUUUUUUCCUAAAUGUAGUUCCACUGAUGUAGCUAUUAAUGUAAGUGGUGAGGCAUUAUUAGAAAGUGAAUUAUAG